AUGAGCAAACGCAAGAACUGCUUUCCUUUAAAUUGCGAUUCAAAUCUCGGAUUCAACGAUGAACAGAAGAAUGGUGGGAAGAAAUUGAAACUAAUGCCAAGGAAUGUUCGAAUAGUUUUGAUUGAUUUUUCAAAUUCUUUUUUUCGUGUUGGUGAUGAUGAUCAAAAUGAGAUUCGGAGAUGGGAAUUGUUGUUGAAAAAGAAAUUUUCAUUGCAACAAGAAGGAAAGAAGAAAUGGUUAUUGAAUCGAGAAUUGAAAUAUAAACAUUUCUUUCCAAUUGAAUUCAUGAAUGACAAGGAAUUUGUACUGAAUCACACCAAAAAGUAUGGUUAUGGAUUGGAAUUUGCAUCACCAAAGCUGAAACAAGACAGAGAUUUCUUGAUGCAAGUGAUCCAAUUGAGCAAAGAUGGAUUUAAAGUGGAUGUGGGGAAUUAA
Molecule: messenger RNA, 435 nt
Organism: Naegleria fowleri
Lineage: Eukaryota; Heterolobosea; Eutetramitea; Acrasida; Naegleriidae
Exons: 1
Coding region: 1-435 (144 amino acids)
Source: RefSeq, a predicted model, not a curated record